UCAGCUCGGGGAUACGAUUCGGCAACCUUUCGGUUACUGGCCCAACGCUCUAAAUGAAGACUGAUUUUAUGCCAGGACACAGUGGAUUCGAUCAAAUACCUUUAUUUGAUAUAGAAAUAGAUUAUUAUGGCUUUUAGAAAAAUAUGGCUCAUAAAAUUUGGAUAUAGUAUGCCCAUUUGCCAUGAGUUGCCUACCUGUAUUUCCUACUCAGAGGAACGAUGAGCUGGUUCUGCAGCCAAUCUGAAAGCAGUUUUGUGUCCCAGUCAAAAUGAAGACAUCCAAUAACAUUGCUGUAGAGGGCGGGACCUCGAUAGUUUGUGCUUUUCCCAGGUGAGCUAGGUCAUUCAACACAACAUGGACAAAGGUAAUGUUAAAACUUAACAAUCCGGUUAAAACAAUAGCUUGAGUUCAUCCUAGGAUAUCUGUAUGCUGUCGAGUGAAUUAAUGUAACGUUAACACCUUCCAGCAACUUAGUCAUUGCUGGUGAAAUGGUGCUGGUGAAUAUCUGCACAUUAUCAUCGCUUUAGUUUUUAUAAAUGUAUUUAUCAGCCGUACCAUUCAUUUUGUCGGAACGCUUUAUUUAAUUAAUUUAUUUUAUUUAGACUAUAUAGAAAUGGCAAGACAUGCCAUGGUAGGCUUUUGUACAGCUCCCAGGCUGUGGCUCUUGUUGACGAACUACGCAGAUAACGUACGCAUUACCUCUAAUAAAACAUAUAAUAGUAAGGGAAGUGUACUUUAAGGCCGGCCUACUUUACAUGCCAGUAGUUUGGAUGCUUGACUAACAUAAUGUUGCCAACAGCGCAUUCUAUUUACGCAGUUAGUUCAACGUCGCUGUCCAAGGUCCCGACAAGCCGUAGGCGCAUGGGGGAAAUCCUCCUUCAUGACGACACCGGGUUUAUCACGCAUUGGGUUAAGUUUAGUCCAAGGUAUCCAUGGCAUCGACAGCAUGUGACAUCGUGUCUGUAAUUGGGUCAGGCAGGUUGAUGAAAGUAAGCUUAAGAACCCGUUAUCAAAAAGAGCUCAGCCGUUCAUCAUUGCUCAACCUACAGUCGAUAUGAUCUAAGAAAUUGCAGCAUGUUUGGAAAUAAUUGAGCAACAUGUAUCCUUAUCAGUUCGCACAUAACAUUUGGUUGGUCAUUCAAUUGGAUGAGGUAUCUGACCCUGCAUACACUGGACAGGUCUGUGUUUCUCAUGGUGUUAGGUGGGGGAGUGAGAUUCACCAUGGCCAGGAAUGGACCAGAGUGUGAGUCCAGGGAGGCGGAGGGUCUGCCAACAUGUCACAAACCACCCAUCUCCACUGGCUCCUUCAUCCAGCGCUGAGCCCCUGGAGGAGUGUGUACUGGGUAGGCGUGUGUGAAAGAGGACCCAGCUCCUGGCCAUGGCUCACUCGUCAGACCCCUCCCGCAGGGACGCAACCCCCGGGACUCAGAGGUCAGGCACGGCUACGCACCACCUCCUCCGGAAGCAGCAGCGGCGCCGUGGAAUCCAAUCUUCCUCCCCCAUGGGCCGGGUCAUCCUCAUCAACUCUCCUGUGGACGGUGGAGAUGACAGUGAGGACAUCCAUACGGUCACAGUGGAUAAGAGUGUUGACGGCAGGCUGGGAUUCAGCGUGCGUGGAGGCUCAGAGCACGGCCUCAGCAUCUUUGUCAGCAAGGUAGAGGACAACAGCUCCGCAGAGCAGGCAGGCCUGUGUGUGGGGGACAAGCUGGUGGAGGUGAAUGGGGUGAGCUUGGAGAGCAUCACUAUGAGCAGUGCAGUUAAAGUCCUGACAGGGAACAACAGACUGAGGAUGGUGGUGAGACGCGUGGGCAAAGUACCUGGUAUCCGCUACUCCAAAGAGAAGACAACCUGGGUGGAUCUGAUCCACGGUAGGAUGGUGGUGGAGGAGAGUGGGCGUACACCCUCCGCCUCAGUGGCCAGCUCAGAUGGGGCCCUGCGGAGUAUCAUCCACCUCUACACCACCUCAGAUGACUACUGCCUGGGCUUCAACAUCCGAGGGGGCAAGGAGUUCGGCCUGGGCAUCUACGUCUCCAAAUUGGAUCCUGGUGGUCUGGGUGAACGGAACGGCAUCAAUAUGGGCGACCAGAUCCUUGCGGCCAACGGUGUAAGCUUCGAGGACAUCAGCCACAGCAGUGCCGUGGAGGUGCUGAAGAGCCACACACACAUCAUGCUGACCAUCAAGGAAGCGGGACGAUACCCUGCCUAUAAGGAGAUGGUGGCAGAAUACAGGUGGCUUAACAAGUUGGCAUCUGGCAAUGGGACUCGGCCGUCUUCCUCCCAGGGCUCGGACUCCAACUCCUCUGCCUCAUCCUUGUCCUCUGGGACUCCUAUCUCCUCUCUGAGCGGACUGUCUCAGGUCAUGUUCCCCCCCAGCCUGCCCUUCGGCAUGGACAUGGUGGACGUCUGUAUCUCUACUGAGGACCAGAGGUUUGAGUCUGGCCAGUGCACUGACACCGCCAUCCAGACCGACCCCUCGCCUCACAGGAUGGGUGCGGACACUAGCCACAGCCUGGGGGCCACCACCCUCCUGCAGGACUCGGCCAUCCGGGGGGAGGGAGGCAGGGGGAGAGGAGAGUCCCCCAAAACGGCCGUCCUAAUGGCCCUCAGUAGACCGAGUCAGCCCAUCCAUCGCUCCCAGAGCCAGGUCACUGUAGCAGAGGUGAAGCAAACAAAGCAGAGGAAACAGCAGAAAGGAGGGAAGAAUCUUGAGAGGAGCACUCUACAGCGCUCCAAGACCUUUGUCAACCUGCUGUUCAGGGGUCGCAGGAGAGACACCUCCAAGGGGCGCUCCAAGUCCCCCCCCAAAUCCGGGGCAAGCGGAGAUGGGGAGCGCAGGCGCAGACCCAGCGGGCCGGACCCAGAGAUGCUGGGGGUGGUGGAGGGCAUGGCCCGCAGGCUGCUGAGUGAGGACGAGGUGGCCUCCGUCAUGAAGACCUGCCGACGGUACAUAACAGAGCGUGUGGUGGAGAACCUGGUGCGCCACCUGCUGGCCGUGCUGGACCGGCCUGAGAAGCUGUUGCUGCUGAGAGAGAUCAGAAUGCUGCUGCCUCCAGCUGACCUAGGGCUUUUCAACAACAUGGUGGUCCCAUUCGAAGUGGAGGCCUAUGAUAUCUUGAAGUACCGUUCUGUCAGAUCCCCACUUCUGCGCUCCCCUCAGUCUGGACGAGCCCCCAGACGACACCUCAUCACCCCCAUUCCAGACUUCCAGGGUGGCUUUGAGCUCCACAGUGCCCAGGAGGUGGAGAGGGAGAGCCAGCUGCUGGAGGAGCUAGAGCGGCUGCGUCUGUCUGCGUCCCAGAGCCCCCGGCAGCAGCACACCCAUACCUCCAGAGCAUUCCCCCCCCUGCUGGACGUCCCAGUGGAUGGCUACGCCUCCUCAGACUCCCUCCGUCCUCCCUUUGUCAGCCCCCUGCUCCCCAACUGGCUGCUGGCCCACAGCAACACCACCGAUCCCUGCUCCACUCUACGGGGACACAGUGAUACGGUCCGCUCCGUCCACUUUGAUGUGUCAAUGAACCAGGGAGAUGCCAUCUCGGAGCGGGGGAGAUCUCCCUUCAGGAAUGGGACUUCCAAGGGUAAAAAGGAGAAAACUGAUAAAAGGGAGAAAGAAACUGUGUUCACUCUGCAGAGCGCUCCUCGACGCAGCAGGCCCCUGUUGUCCCAGGUGUUUGGCUCUGGCCUGGACGCUGACUUCACAGCAGAGGGGUUGGGAAGGGAGCGGGUGAACGGGCUGCCCAGCUCCUCUGAGAAUGGCCUCAAUGGCAGCGCGCCGGUCAUGGAGUACGAGUUCAAAACCGUCAGCAUCUCCAAGACUAAGCAGUCACUCGGUAUCAGUAUCUCUGGUGGGAUGGAGUCCAAGGUGCAGCCGGUGGUGAAGAUAGAGAAGAUCUUCCCAGGAGGAGCCGCCUCCACGUGUGAAGUCCUGAAGGCUGGAUUUGAGCUGGUGUCAGUGGAUGGAGUGUCCCUGCAGGGUGUGACUCACCCCCACGCUGUGGAGAUCAUCCGCAGGGCUUUCAGCAACAAGGCCAAAGACCCCAUGGUGUUUAUAGUCAAAGUCCCCAAAAGCCCUUGACCCAAGACUGACUCACUGCAGAGGAAAAAUAGGUCUUUGGCCUGGAGGCACAAGACCUAAAGAGACUAGAAGCAACACAAACAGAACUACAGUGUGUUUGUUGGGAGAAGAGUGAGGAGUGAAAAGUGACAGUCUGAUGGAAUUCUGUGGGUUAAUAGGAAACUCCUGUUUCCUCUAUGGUGAACAAGAAGGAUCCGGUCAAUCAAAUGAGGGGACUAAGAGACCUGCUGCCAUGGGAACCAGCAGCCAGUGAUGUGUGUGCUGUCCUAGAGCGCCAGUUCACACAAUCCUUCACUUUUCAUUAUUUGUUAUAAUGUAUUAAUAAUCGCAUCAGACUUUCACAAAUGAUGUAAAAUAAAUACACAUUUCUUAGGACAAUACUUUACUUAAGUCAUUUAAACAAACUGGCUAAUUUAUGCAAACUGUAAUCCGAGUGCCUUCCAGGACCCCUGUGAACUGAACGAAUGGUUGUCUGUCCGAGCCAUAGAGAUAGAUAGACAAAGAUGAGUCCUCUACGUGCCAUUAUAGCGUCUGUGACAGCAUGGGCAGCGCCAUUGAGGCAAUCUCCAUUUUGAAGUAGUCAAUUUUCUUCUUCAAGAUUGGCAGAUCCCUCCUGAUGACUUGGUUGAACAUGACUCCAGUCACCAGGAGGGAUCAGCCCAUGCUAAUUACAGCCUUUUGGCCACUAGAGGCCUCUAUCAUUGGCUAUGGUCUGAGCCAGUGUGGAGCGGUGGCUAGCACACCUGCUUGUGAUCAGAAGAUGGCAGGCUUGGAUCCACCUGUCAGUUGAUGGUAAUGUUAAUAACAUGUAUAGACACACCGAGCCAUAAACUGAUAGUGAUCAUCUUGAUUGGAAAGUCACAUGUUAAUAUCAGGUGUAAACAUGACCUGAGUUUCUCCAAUUCUUGGUGAAACGUCUACAGGCCACACAAUCUGGAUACAGGAGAGUGACAUGUUAGCACACUGUAUAAACAGGACUUAAUAAAGAGCCUCUGACUAUUUAUUUUA
Molecule: messenger RNA, 5080 nt
Organism: Salvelinus fontinalis (brook trout)
Lineage: Eukaryota; Metazoa; Chordata; Actinopteri; Salmoniformes; Salmonidae
Product: PDZ domain-containing protein 7-like
Exons: 16
Coding region: 1379-4072 (897 amino acids)
Biological process (GO): sensory perception of sound; auditory receptor cell stereocilium organization
Cellular component (GO): stereocilia ankle link complex; plasma membrane; cilium
Molecular function (GO): protein binding
Source: RefSeq, a predicted model, not a curated record